GGUGAAUGAAUGAAUAGGAAAAGGGAUAAUAAAUAUGAGAUCCGAAACAGCUUUCAACAAAAAAACAAGAACCAGAACCAGACAAGCACAGCACCCAAACAAACAAUCAGUAACACCUUUCUUCCCAAAGUAAAUCGAUUGUGACCCUUUAACCAAUGUUUGUUAAAUAUUGGUGUUGUGAAAUUCAUGUCCUUUCAUCAUCUGGGUUUGCUUCAAAAUCGGUUUUUUACUCUUCAAUUCCUCUGCCCCCAUGUUCCUGUUUCGCUUCUUCUGUUUCAUGAUCAUUAACCUGGUCUGAUAUUUAAGGGAAUAUCCUUAUUUUCACAUCAUGUAUUACUCAUUUUACUAAUCUGAGGUUUUCGGAAGAUCAUUUAUUUUGAGUUUCAACCUUCUAACUUGAAGCUGAUUUGGCUUAUUGCGAUGUCUGUUGCACCAGUUGAGAGUAUCGGCUCGUUGAAUAGUGAUAUCUUCUACGACAUAUUAAGACGUCUUGAUGGCCCUGAGUUGGCUAGCGUAGCUUGCACUUGUGCAGCAUUUUGUUCCAUCUCCAAAGAGGAAAGUUUAUGGGAAAAUGUAUGUUCAUCUGUGUGGCCUUCAACCAAUAGGGAGGAUGUCAAAACUUUGAUAUCCUCUAUCGGUGGAUUCAGAAAAUUUUAUGCAGAUUGUUUCCCUCUUAUUGUGAACAAGGAGGUUGGCCAGUAUCAGUGGAAUAACUUUCUUGAUUACCCUGAUGAUUGGACCGAAGCUGAAUAUUAUGGGGACACAAAUGAAUCUGAAAGCAUCUCUCCUUUAGAUUUUGUCUCUAUUAUAGAUAUCAGGUUUAAGGAGAAACCUAUCUGCUCCAAAGUCCUAUGGGGAAUCCCAAAUGCAAAUGGCUCUGAUGGGUGGUUUCACAACUGUCCUUUUCGGAUCGAUCUUCUUAAUUAUGCAGAUGGAGAUGGCAACAGUGAUGGUGUUGUGACCCUUUCGGUAACUGACGGUCUGCCGCCAAUCACAUCCAUGGAACGGGAAAGAAAAGACGGGAAGCUAUGGCUCGAGCUUCGUGGCGGUCUCAUGCUUAGUUGGAUUAUUGUAAACACGAAAAUGAAGCAAGCUGCGAAUCUUGCUAGCUGGAGUCCUCUUGAUGGGCUAAGACAUUGGCCAACCGAUAAGGAUUUCAUCCUUCGUUUCGGAUCCGUUCUUCCAGCCAAGAACAUUCUUCCUUCUCAAGUUGUGCAGUGUAUCCUCAUUAUGAAGUUUACAGUGGUUCACACUGAAGAAGAGGGGGUUCAAACAAGUCUUAAACUAACAGAGCUGAGCAUGAAGUUGGAAGACAUGGAAGGUGCUCACGUCAAUGGAAGGAACAGUUUGCUUAUUCUGAAGGAAGCACUUAGCUGCAGAAGGAGCAAAAAUUAUAGUGAGGUUCUUGAAUCUUGUCAUAUGUACUCAAAAGUGGCAAAUGAGUUAAAAGAGGUGAAGAUGAGAAAUGAAAGUUGGUUGGAUACGCUUUGUAUUUUAACUGGCAUUACUGCUUUUAUGACAUUCUGGUACUGCGUUUUGUGAAAUGGUAGGACAUUGUUCAUUUUACUGGAAUAAGCUAAUGUUGAUUUUGCAGAAGAUCAACUUUGGCACUCCUUUUCUGUAAGAUAUGGUUCCCAAUAAAGUAAUUAAUCGAUGAAAGUUUUGCUA
Molecule: messenger RNA, 1668 nt
Organism: Lotus japonicus
Lineage: Eukaryota; Viridiplantae; Streptophyta; Magnoliopsida; Fabales; Fabaceae
Product: F-box protein At2g27310-like
Exons: 3
Coding region: 421-1542 (373 amino acids)
Molecular function (GO): protein binding
Source: RefSeq, a predicted model, not a curated record